AUGGGACCUCCUGAUUUCAGCUUCGGUCGGAAUGUCAACCUGUCCGCCACUUCGUCAAAUGAUGUAUCUGCUGCAUCGUCCCCAGGUCUCAAGGAGCCUGUGGAUUCUCCGCUAGAUCAGCCAACAGAAGAGAUCCUGCCUCGAGAUCGCCAGCAAAAGACUGCGACGUACGACUAUGCGUAUGAGAAGUCCUUGAGUCACGCCGAGGCAAGAUUAUUCUACCAGCACCACCAGCUAGCCUCGCGCGGUGAAAACCCCUUGCCCCCGAGCCCAGGAAUUACAGCCCGGUCGGCGACGGAUUCGCACCCCGAAGAACUGCCGCCUCCCCAACAGGACUCGAUGUGGACCCAGAGCUCCCAGGAGGGUUCUAUGGUGCUGGAUUCGGAUCCCACAACACUACACCUGAAGUCCCCCAGGGACCACGAAGCCUCGGCACACUACCUGGAGGACCAGGAUGUCGCCAAUCUCUCCGCUCAAACCCAGGCUGCGCAUUUGGGCGCGGCUCAUGGACCUGGUGCAUACCUUGCAGCAGCGGAGAGUCUGCACAGCGCCAACACGGGCAUUGGAGCACCUCAGGUGCCCAGCGGGUUUGCGCCGGGCAAUGAUGCCGUGACGUCGGAGCUGAACUCCAUUUACCGCAAGAUCAAGAAGCUCCUGGAUCGUCGAGCCCAAUACAUGGAGCUUUCGUUGCAAGGUCCAGGAAUGAACCCAAUGGAUCAACCAGACUGGGAGAUCUACCCGCCUCCUCCAGAGCCAGCGUGGGACGACGGCAAAGAAUAUCAACCCGGCCACAUUGGUGGACCCUCCGAACCUAGCGGCAAGAAGAGGAAGAUGGGUCAAGACAUUGGAGAAGAUUUUGACAUGGAGGAAGUAAUGCCUCUUCCCGAGAAAUCAUCGUGGACGUAUAAACUCGAUGGAAACAGCGUGUACCAGGUCUUUGAGUCUGAAACGGCCGCUGACGGGCAGAAGCCCAUCGUCCAGAUCCCCUCGUUGCGCGAUUUUUACAUGGAUUUGGAUGCCAUUGUAGACGUAUCAACAGAUGGACCUGCAAAGAGCUUUGCCUUCAAGCGGCUUUCCUAUUUGGAGGGGAAGUUUCAACUUUACACGCUGCUCAAUGAAUACCAGGAGAUCGCAGACAGCAAGAAGGUCCCUCACAGAGACUUUUACAACGUCCGUAAGGUGGACACUCACGUUCAUCAUUCUGCUUGCAUGAAUCAGAAGCAUCUUCUUCGUUUUAUCAAGAGUAAGAUGAGAAAGUCUCCAGAUGAGGUUGUCCUCUUCCGAGACGGGAAACAUUUGACCUUGAGGGAGGUCUUUGAAAGUAUCAAUUUGACUGCCUACGACCUCAGUAUUGAUACACUGGACAUGCAUGCACACACUGACUCUUUCCAUCGCUUCGAUAAAUUCAAUUUGAAAUAUAAUCCAGUGGGUGAAUCACGUCUGCGUGAAAUCUUCCUCAAGACGGACAAUUACAUCAAGGGUCGCUAUCUGGCCGAAAUCACCAAGGAGGUGAUCUCAGACUUGGAAUCUAGCAAAUAUCAGAUGGUGGAAUGGCGAAUCUCGAUCUAUGGUCGAUCCCUUCAAGAAUGGGAUAAGCUUGCUGCCUGGGUCGUGGACAAUAAGUUGUUCUCGCCCAAUGUUCGUUGGCUGAUCCAGGUGCCUCGUCUCUAUGAUGUGUACAAGGCCAGUGGCAUGAUGGAGAACUAUGAGCAGGUGAUCACCAAUGUUUUCCAGCCCUUGUUUGAAGUGACCAAGGAUCCCUCAAGUCAUCCCAAGCUUCACAUCUUCCUCCAGCGCGUGGUCGGAUUUGACAGUGUAGAUGACGAGAGCAAGGCCGAACGUCGGCUUUACAGGAAGUAUCCUAUUCCUCGAGAGUGGAAUACCAAGCAGAACCCGCCUUACACUUAUUGGCUUUAUUUCAUGUUUGCCAACAUUGCCUCGCUCAACAACUGGCGCAAACGUCGUGGAUUUAACACCUUUGUCCUUCGACCACACUGCGGUGAGGCAGGCGACCCAGACCAUUUGGCCGUUGGCUUCCUCUGCUGCCAUAGUAUCAGUCAUGGUAUUCUGCUGCGCAAGGUGCCUCUUCUGCAAUAUCUCUACUAUCUGGAUCAGAUUGGUAUUGCCAUGUCACCACUCAGUAACAAUGCGCUGUUCCUCACAUACGACAAGAACCCAUGCGCUAGUUUCUUCAAACGAGGACUCAAUGUGUCAUUGUCCACCGAUGAUCCUUUGCAGUUUGCCUUUACCAAAGAACCCCUGAUCGAGGAAUACUCGGUUGCAGCGCAGAUUUACAAAUUUAGCGCAGUCGACAUGUGCGAGCUUGCUAAGCAUUCGGUUCUCCAAAGUGGAUUUGAGCUUUCACUGAGGGCUAGAUGGCUUGGUUCAAACUGCUCGUUGCCAGGAGUUGCUGGUAACAAUGUCGCAAAGAGCAAUGUCCCAGACAUUCGGGAGGCUUUCCGACAUGAGACUUUGCUUGGAGAAUUGUCUUUGAUUGAAAGUCAUUCUGAAAGCAAUGUGAUCCAGGACCAAAAGAGCCUGGCACCAGACUCUGUUCCAAAUCAGCCCAGCAAAGCAGGAGAUGCUAUACCUGCGAACAAUGCUCCUGCAACUAAACCACGUUCCGAGUCCCGUUCUAGUGUGGCUGGCACAGAUAUUUCACAGAGUGAGCUUCCAAUUCAAUUGGCAACCUCCCCUUCGUCGACUCAUUUGGCUCGGUCUCCUAGUAGCGCAGCCUUGGGAAAUGUUAGUGGCGCAGAUGGGCUACCAGAGCAAAAGAUCUUCCCAGGCAUUGUCCACGAAAGAGCUCGCAAAGGAAACAUGCAUCAAUAG
Messenger RNA from Penicillium nucicola, 2832 nucleotides. RefSeq lists its product as uncharacterized. The record is from RefSeq and is a predicted model, not a curated record. Gene Ontology annotation, biological process: AMP metabolic process; IMP salvage. NCBI's taxonomy places the organism in Eukaryota, Fungi, Ascomycota, Eurotiomycetes, Eurotiales, Aspergillaceae. The transcript is spliced from 4 exons. Gene Ontology annotation, molecular function: AMP deaminase activity. Gene Ontology annotation, cellular component: cytosol. The coding region runs from base 1 to 2832 and encodes 943 amino acids.